AUGAGUAAAAGAGAAGGGCUGCUGAUAACCAACAUUCUGAAUGGGUAUAGACGUCAGGAUAAAGCAUUAGAGCCAGAUCGGGAGCCAGAAACAGAACGGGAACCUGACUCUACCAUUGAUGACAUAGCUAUUGACCCAGCAUUAACGGAUGAUGUUGAGGAAGUACCGUCAUCGCCCUUACGCGAUUUUGACGAACAACCAAUAGCGGUCUCUUCUCAGAUCAGCGAGACUAUUGAAACAAACCCUAAGAAGAGAGUAAAUCUAAAAACACUAUUAUCAGGAUACUCGAAGAAACCGAAACAAGAGUCAAAGCAAGAGCCAAAGCAGAGAUCUACACAACAAGAACAAUAUACACGCAGCGGUGUAAGCGACAUAAUAGUGGUGGAAGAAUCACCGGUCAAAUCCAAAUCGAAUGUUCAUGUAAUAUCGGAUUCUGUAGACUCAAAUUCAAAUUUAACGGCUGCUAAAAACUCAAAUAUUGCUUCAUUCUUAAAUAUGGAGAGAGGGACAGCGCAGAAACGUAGCAAAAUUUCAAAGCAGAAGGAGGCUCCGGCGCGUUUCCCAAAAAUACAGCACACCCCUAGAUACCAUUUUGAAGAUUAUAGGCCUUUACAAUUGCAGAGGAAAAAAACUCUAAAGAAUGAAACAAAAUGGAGCUUUGAUGAAUCGGAAUAUGUAUCAUUUUUCAAUGCCACCAAGGAUCAUGAACUCCCAGCAGAUUCUGAUAUGUUCGAGCCUAUAUCAUAUUUGGACGAUACAACGAAUACGCAAUUAUGGACAUCUCUCUUUAAGCCAAAGACCCUAGAGGAUGUUUUGAUAGACGCUGAUACGAAAUUUAACGUCAAACAAUGGUUUGAUAAAGCAUUUGAACUUCUUACUAAAAAAACUGAUAGAUCAGCAUUGUACAGCCGCAAAAUAGAAGCAGAAUUGGACAAUUUCAUUGUGGAUAAUUCUUUCUUAGGGUCAGAUGAUGAUAGUACAGUUACUCCAUUUAUACCUCUCAUUAUUUUGUAUGGAGACGUGGGUAAAAACACCUUAGUUGAUGUCAUAAUGACGGAAAAUGAUGCUCAAGUGUUUGAGAUUAAUUGCUCCAUGAAUAGAGCUAAAAAAGAUAUAUAUGAAAUGUUGCAUGACUUUGCAACAACGAAAUAUGUCAAGGAUACCCGCUCCAAGGGAAUAAUUCUUUUCGAUGACGUGGAUGUGCUCCUGACAGAAUCAGAUAAAUUCUUUUGGAAUUCAGUACAUGCUACUUUACUGGUUUCCAGAAGGCCAGUUGCAAUUACAUGCAGAGAUUACAGAUUCAUACCUUCAAAUCUAUUAGAAAUAGCUGAGGAACAAAAUUCGAUAUUUAACAUUAAAACCUCCUCUAAGAAACAAGUUAAAAAUUACCUACGGAGAUGCCUACAGCAAAAAGGUAUAGAAGUCGACAACAAUACACUAAACUUGGUGAUUAAGCGAAACAAUUUCGAUAUUAGGAAAUGCUUAAUGGAUUUACAAUGGAUUUGUACGAAACCGGGGGCACCUAUAGUUCGAGAACAUAAUGAAUUAAUUCAAAAGGAAAAUAGCGGAAAUGAAACGAACGACAUAAAGAACAUUACGGAUGCAUACUCGAGAUUGGAACUUACCUCUAGUUAUGAUUUCAUAGUAAGCAACAUAGAAGGGAAGUCCUUCUUGAAAGGAGAAAGAGAUCCAACACUAAAUUACGCAAAGCAUCAAUUUGAAAGUGAUCAGGAUACUAUUUAUGACAUAAUAUGGGACUUUGCUGAGUACCUUUGGGACCCUAAUCAUAAUAAUCUCUUGCCAUGGGAAAAGCAAGUGUAUUCAUCAAUUCAGGAGAAAAGUAGGCAACUAUUAGAAAUGAAAGGAAUAGAAGAUGAUACCAGUUCUGUAUCUCAAGACAGACUCUCUAUGUGCAUGGAAGAAAUGUUCAAAUUUUUAAGGACUAGAGUUAACACCUUCCCGCAAGGAAAUAUUCUAAAUAUGGUUGGGACCACAAGAAGCUCAAGAAGAAAAACUGCAAAACUCAAAGACUAUAGACUCAAGUCUGAAGAUGAAGAUGAUAGUUUCGAUUAUGAGUCCAUGAAAAUGGCCCAAAGGGAGUUCCAUGCCACGCAUAAGUCGAAAGAUAUCGGAUCAUUAUAUCUUCCCACAGUUUAUCAGAUUGCAUAUAAUGAAUCUGAGAUUAAAAGGAAGAACAUUUCAUUGUUCAACAGGCUUAAAGAGCACCAUGGGCCAGAUUGUAAUGCGAAUGACAUAAUCAACGAAAUGGUAACCAAAAGACUUAUAUUAGCGGCAUACUAUAAAGGAUCUCCGCAGCCCUUUAUAGAUGCAUAUAUAUAG
Molecule: messenger RNA, 2340 nt
Organism: Kluyveromyces marxianus DMKU3-1042
Lineage: Eukaryota; Fungi; Ascomycota; Saccharomycetes; Saccharomycetales; Saccharomycetaceae
Gene: ELG1
Product: Elg1p
Exons: 1
Coding region: 1-2340 (779 amino acids)
Cellular component (GO): nucleus
Molecular function (GO): DNA binding
Source: RefSeq, a predicted model, not a curated record